ACCGGAAGUAGCUUUCGAGUGAGGAAAAUGGAGUCGACAACUUUCGCUUUGGUUUUGUUGGUAUUUAUCAAUGUAAUUUUACCAGUAGACGCCUUGAACUCAUUGACGAACAUAAACAACGAUUUCAAAGCUGAUCCCAAGAGAGUGGAAAACUUAUUCAGCCAGAAAGUUUUAAGAGAGAUUCAAUCAGUCCGCGAAGGGGACGUGAACAAGUAUGUGAGGAAUUUCGAAUCAUUACAAAGUGUGCAGGCCAAUGGAAGCUCUUGCGUCUGCAGUGGAUACAACUGUGGUUGCUGUGCAAAUCUCAAGUGGGACGUCAUACAUCUGGAUGAUACAGUGUGCGUGAAUGUGUCAUAUCUGCCUGCACCUGAGUAUGGGAUAUCUGCUACUGUGACUGUGGAUGGUAAAACCAUCAUCAACGAAACUGUGUCUGCCCGCAACCCACCACCCCUGUGUGUGGAUGUUCCUUACCUAAAGGAGUAUGCCAGUCUGUGUAUCCGCCUCAGCCAGAUCACAGUCACCCCAAGGUCCUUCAGUGCAUGCGCAUCAAUUGAGGCAGAGUUAUUCAAAAUCAAGGUCGAGGAGAUAAAUCUGGGAUGUUUCACCAUUCCUCCGAAUGUCAAGGUCACCCAGGGGUCAUCAGAUGGUCCUCUCCUCUGGUCAAAGGGCAGCCUGAAGUCCGUGGAUGCUCUCAAAGAUGUUCCUUUCCGAUCAGAUAAAAUGUUGUCCAAAAAUGAUGCUGAGUAAAGAACAAGGGGAUUUGAAGGUUGUUCGUUGUAUAAAGGAGGGAGAAUACUUUAGUAAUAUUUAGUUUUUUUUCUGUGUUGUUUUUGAGAUUAUUUUCUUAACAUAUCUCUUUUCACGAUAAUUCAGAUCUGGACUUGAUAUUUGUAAAUAGUUAUUACAAUAUAAAUAUUAUUAUGCCUGCUCUAUUGUUGAUGAUUUUGGAAACGCUACCAUUAAAACCAACAAGUGCCAAGAUUCUGGUUGGACAACUUAAAUUACAACAAUUGAAGUUUUGUUUUUUUAACAUGGCUUGUAAUUUCAGAAUUUAUUUGCAAAAAUAAUGUCAACAAAUUAUGUUAACUUAAAAAAAAGGCAUUUUUUAAACAACAUUUUGCGAAUGAUUGUAUAAUUCAUUGCUUUUUCAUUGAAUGUCUAUAGUUCAAUUAAGGUUGUUUUUAUAACAAAUUAAUAUUCAGGUGAUAUUUUGAGUGAAAAAAUGGCACACUCUGACUUUACAUGUAGUUUUUGAUAAAAUCCUGUCUGCCAAAGGCAAAAAUAUUAUUGUUGUGCGUGUUUUGUUUACACAUCAGGGUAAUUAUUAAUACUUGUUUGAAAAUAACUGGUAUGCAUUAAAAAUAGUAAUUCAACUUGACCUUUUGAUCAAUGUUUUGCGUCUGAAGGAGGGCAUGUAGGUAGUAUCACUGCCUUUCUAGGGCUGGGUGUCUGGGUAUAACUGCCUUUCUAGGGCUGGGUGUCUGGGUAUAACUGCCUUUCUAGGGCUGGGUGUCUGGGUAUAACUGCCUUUCUAGGGCUGGGUGUCUGGGUAUCACUGCCUUUCUAGGGCUGGGUGUCUGGGUAUAACUGCCUUUCUAGGGCUGGGUGUCUGGGUAUCACUGCCUUUCUAGGGCUGGGUGUCUGGGUAUAACUGCCUUUCUAGGGAUGGGUGUCUGGUGGGUGAUCCGUAUGACCAGAUUAAGUUGCAGCUCUGUAACAUUUACCUGCCUGGAAGGAUUUUUUUUAUAAGUAUGUGUAUUAUAAUCCUGCAUUACCAGACAAUGCAUUCUAUGCGACGCCUAUGCGCUUUGAAGAAAAGUAAAGGUCACAAAACAAGGUGAAAGUUAUGAAGUUUUGUUUCUGUUCUGAGUUUUUGAAUGUCUCUGAUUUUUUUUUACAAGUUUUAAUGAGUUCCCAUGUGUCUAUAGAGCUAUCAUGCUUCUUAUUGAAAUGUUAGAUCUAUAUUCAAGUUCAAAGGUCAGGACUUUAUGAUGCUGCUAUUAAUGUGAAAGUUUAGUUCUAUAUCCAAGGUCAAAGGUCAGGACUUUAUGAUGAUUCUAUUUAUGUGAAAGGUUAGGUGUAUAUUCAACGUCAAAGGUCAUGGCUUUAUGUUGCUGCUAUUUAUGUCAGAACAAAUUUUAUAUAUGUCUGGAUAAUAAUUCCCUUUUAUGGUACGAUAUGAUGUGAACCACACGACUUCUGUGCUAUUUGUUUAAAAGUCAAGAUUAAAAUAAAGGUCACUAAAAAAUGUAACAUUAAAUUUAAAAAAAUUCUUUUCUGUAACUUCACUGCUUUGGAGUUUAUUAAUAUUACUUCUGAUUAUUAAUACCAUACCCAAAGUAUGUGUUAGAUACAUUUACCAGAGUGAAGCCAAGGUCACAAAGUCAAAGGUCAUUGGCUUUAUUUUGUAUCCUCUAUUCUUUAGAGGGUAUAUAAUACUUAUGUGAAUACAUAUUCCAUAAGAUGGGUGAUGUGCAAUUCUUAUGCCCCUAGGUUAACAGCCAAAGUCAAGGUUAUAAUUCAAUGUCAAGGGACUUGAGUUAUCGUUUCAGCUUUUAAACCCCUGCCAAAGGCGGAGGGAUAUAGAAUUGGCGUUUCGUGUCCGUCUGUCACAAACUUUUCAGGGCUUUAUCUCAGAAACUCACUCAAAUUUGAAAUUAUAUAAGAUAUCAACAUGAAACUUCAUGGGUGUAUAGAAAUCAAUGACGAAAUUUGGUGGGGAUAUCAAUUCAAUGAAUUGCUUGUUAAAUUAAUAAAAUUACAUUUUGUACUGUUCGUCUUUGUACUCUGACAAGGAAUCUGACAUUCCUUGUUUCUAUGAUGUGAGUUACUUUUUUAUUUAAUUAAUAUUGCGGGUGAGCAGUGUUCUUAUUUACCAUUUGAUGGUUUACUUUUUGCCUUAAGAAGGGCAUUAAAACUAUUUCUUUAUCAUGUUUUAGAAAAAAGAUUAUUUACUGUCAAUUUUGAAUUUUGCAUGUGUUUUAACAUUUAGUUUUUCUCAAACUAUAAGCAUUUUGCUUGUGUACUUCAUAUUAUUUUGCUCCUAUACUUAAUCAUGCAUAAAUACUGGUUUAAUUUUAGUAUAUAAUACAAAAGACCAGAUUGUGUCCCAGUUAAUAGUAAAACAGUUCAAUAGUAUUAUGAUAUUAAAGUGCCAAUUUUAUAUAUAAGCUGUUUUGUUGAUGACUUUUUAUGUUAAAAACGUUGUUUUUUAAUACUUUACCAGAACUUACAUUUUUUUAUUAACAGUCAUACAUAUUUGUAUUAUAAGUGCACAACAUAUUUAUGCGAAUCAAACGUAGUAUAUUAUUAUAUUACAUAAUAGUGCCUUUAAAUAACUAUCCUUUUAUUUACAUAAUUUCAAGAUGAGCUUGUAGAUGGUGAAAUAAAUAUCUAUACAUGAUUUGUUUAAAUAAAUUAUCUUUUCUAAUGUAAUGAAAGUUUAUAUUUUGCAUUGAUCUCUGGCAAUCCCGUUCAGGCAUAAUUUUCCAAUAUGUUUUGUAAGUGACUUUAUCGAUAUUAUAAUCUAAUUAACCCUUUCAGUGCUGGAACCGAAUUUUGAAGGCCUUUGCAAACAGUUUGGAUCCAGAUGAGAUGCACAAAACGUGGCGUCUCAUCAGGAUCCAAACUGAUAGUAUUCUUUGAAAAAAAAUGAAAAAAAUGCUAAUUUAAGAAAUUCAGCAGAUGACAUUUUAGCAGACGACAAAUUUCCCAGCAUGCAAAGGGUUAAACAGACGAGCAUUAUAUGGCUGCUUGGUACAUGUAGUUCACACAGGUUUGCUUCGUAACAGAAUUUGUCUUUGAAAAGAGCAUUUAGCCUAAGUGUAUUUAGCUUUAUUGGUAUGCAUAUUCUAUUACCAUUAUUGAACAAAUUCAAAGAUAGAUCGUUGUUUAAAGGCAUUACAUGAAUAGUUUUGAGCACCAUAAAACGAAAGCCGAUCCAGUACUAAACAAUGACUAAACGUUAUAGAUCCUUUUUUUUCAAAUCUACUAAUGCAUCUAUAAUAGCUUUCGUACACCUAUUUUACAGCUACAGCUCUGGUACUUUUGUUAACCUGAUUCAUUUAAGAUGCUGUGACUAAAAUAUUGAUGGUUAUGAGUUUGAAAUAAAGCUUUGUGUAGCGUGCAUAA
Molecule: messenger RNA, 4131 nt
Organism: Dreissena polymorpha
Lineage: Eukaryota; Metazoa; Mollusca; Bivalvia; Myida; Dreissenidae
Exons: 5
Coding region: 28-747 (239 amino acids)
Source: RefSeq, a predicted model, not a curated record